Molecule: messenger RNA, 937 nt
Organism: Podarcis lilfordi (Lilford's wall lizard)
Lineage: Eukaryota; Metazoa; Chordata; Lepidosauria; Squamata; Lacertidae
Source: the annotation of a GenBank genome assembly
AUGCCUCCGCCGCCAGAGCCUCUACCGCCUGGGCCUCUGACGCUGCUGCUGUUGCCUCCACCACCAGAGCCUCUGCUGCCGUUGGUGUCUCCGCCGCCAGAGCCUCUACCACCUGGGCCUCUUCCGCUGCCGUUGGUGUCUCCGCACCAGAGCCUCUACCACCUGGGCCUCUUCCGCUGCCAUUGGUGCCUCCGCCGCCAGAGCCUCUACCGCCUGGGCCUCUGCCGCUCCUCCGUCAGAGCCUGUACUGCCUGGGCCUCUGCCGCUGGUGUUUCCGCCGCCAGCCCCUCUACCACCUAGGCCUCUGCCGCUCCAUUGGUGCCUCCACUGCCAUUGCCUCUACUGCCUUGGCUGCUGCUGCAGCCGCUGGUGCCUCUGCCACCUGGUCCUCUGCCACUCCCGCUGGUGCCUCCACUGCCAGAGCCUCUGCCGCCUGGGCCUCUUCCGCUGUCGUUGGUGCCUCCGCCGCCAGACCCUCUUCAGACUGGGCCUCUGCCGUUGCUGCUGUUGCCUCCGCCACCAGAGCCUCUUCUGUGGCAGUCACUGGUGCCUCCACCGCCAGCCCCUCUACCGCCUAGGCCUCUGCCGCUGCCAUUGGUGCCUCCGCCGCCAGAACCUCUACCGCCUGGGCCUCUGCCGCUGCCGCUGGUGCUUCCGCCGCCUCAACUUCCACCGCCUGUGCCGCUGCCGCCUCCGCAGCCUGAGCCUCUACCGCCUGGGCCUCUGCUAUUUCCUCCGCCAGAGCCACUACUGCCUGGGCCUCUGCUGCUGCCACUGGUGCCUCCACCGCCAGACGCUCUACCGCCUGGGCCUCUGCCGCUGGUGCCUCGGUCGCGAGAGGCUCUACAACCUGGGCCUCUGCCGCUGCCUCUGGUGCCUCCGCCUCCUGAAUGUCUACCACCCGCUCCUCUGCCGCCUCCGACGCUGCCGCUGGUGA